Scatophagus argus is the source of this 8873-nucleotide messenger RNA. Its product is annotated as desmoplakin-like. The coding region runs from base 224 to 8347 and encodes 2707 amino acids. The transcript is spliced from 24 exons. The record is from RefSeq and is a predicted model, not a curated record. Gene Ontology annotation, molecular function: structural molecule activity. Gene Ontology annotation, cellular component: intercalated disc; plasma membrane; cytoplasm. Lineage: Eukaryota; Metazoa; Chordata; Actinopteri; Scatophagidae. Gene Ontology annotation, biological process: wound healing; skin development; cell-cell adhesion.
GACAACCCCUGUGACUGACCUUCCCACACAGCACAGGCAAGUGAGUGCAGGAGUGUUUCAUAAACACACUAAGGUGUGGUCUCUCUCCAAAAGCGUCCGGCUUCCGUCUAUUCACAGCAGACCAUUAUCUGCGCAACAGGAGACGGGGAGGGGAGAGGUCUGCCCUCGGUGCGGACAGCAGAGAGGACGAUCGGCUUAAAAAAUUUAACACAACUCCGCAAAGAUGAGCUUGUACGGCUCCAACCCCAGACUGGCCUCCAUGGGCCCGAGAAGUAAUUCGCGACCGGAUUUGUCGAGUUUUAGAAACGACGUGUUCGUCGGUGGAAACGGCUUCCAGGGGGAUUACCAGCUAGGGGACGGCGGAGGAUACACCUACAGCUCCAGCUUCUCCAGGACCUCCGUGCACGGCGGGGGCCUCGGAGGACAGAAAGUUCAAGUUAGCACGGUUGGAGGCGGAGGCGGUGGAAUGAGUGCACAGGCUGUUCAGCAGAAAGCUGCGUUCCUGUCAAGUCAGUGUCAAGAAUACCUGCAGCGUGUUAAGAUGAUUCUCCAAACUGGGGGUCCAUCCAUGGAUGCAGAAAAGCUGUUGAUCAUGGCUGGAGAAACCAUGGAGCAGUUGAGGCUUUGUGGCAGAGACCUGCAGCAAAUGCGUAUACCUAAUGAUGUCAUCAGAAAUAUUGAGCAGUUCCAGCACAUGCAUGCCGCCCUGCAGCAGCAGUUAGUUGGUGGUAUGACCACAAGAAGGAACAGAGGCAGCGCAGGCUCCAUUGACGGGGGAAGGCUGUUUAAUGAUGCCAUAGCUUGGAUUUCCCAACAGAAGCGUAUGAUUGAGACAGCUCCAUUUGGAGAUGACGUCACCACCAUUGAAAAGCAAAUCAUGAGCCACAGCAAACACCACAGCUCUCUCCAGAGGAGCCAGGAAGUAGACCGUGCCAGAGAUGAUCUGAACUCAAAGGGUGACAGGUACAACCUCCUCAUCCUGGAGCAAGAAUGGGACAGUCUGCAGAAAAUGUCCCACAACCGUGUGAGUCAGCUGCGUGAGCUUCAGAGCAUCAUUGAGGAGAUCUCCCGAGGCAUCAUGUGGGUGAAUGAGAGAGAGGAGGAGGAGCUUGUGUUUGACUGGGGAGACAAGAACAUCGAUCAGUAUAUCCCCAAGAAGCAAGAGAGCUACUCUGGGUUGAUGAGAGACCUGGAGGAGAAAGAGAAGGAGCUGAACAAGCUGAAGGUGAAAGCAGAUGGACUCAUGAACAACAACCACCCUGCUUCAGAUAAGAUUCAAGCCUACAUGGACACCUUGCAGACACAAUGGAGUUGGCUCCUCCAGAUCACCAAGUGUAUCCAUGUUCAUCUGAAGGAGAAUGCUGCCUACAGCCAGUUUUUCAAGGAGGCCAAUGAGACAUAUGCAAAGCUGCAGAGGGAGCAUGAGACUAUCCGAAGCAAGUUCACCUGUGACAAGAACACCUCACUGGAAAACCUCACUGAACUCCUGAGAAACCUAGAGAGAGAGAAGGAGCGAAUCCUGGAGAAUAAGAGGCAGGUUCAAAGUCUGGUCAGCAAAUCUAAGACCAUCGUCAGGCUGAAACCUCGUAACCCUGAGGAGAAGAGCAGCAGCCCCAUCAUGGUCCAGGCCUUAUGUGACUUUAAACAAGACCAGAAAGGAAUUUUAAAAGGGAACGAGGGAAUCCUGAAGGAUAACUCGCAGCGCAGCAAUUGGCUCGUGACGGGACCUGGAGGUCUGGACAUGUUGAUUCCCUCUGUGUGUCUGUUGAUUCCCCCACCAAACCCACACAGCAUCGGCCUCGCCAGCAAGAAUGAGCAGUAUUAUGAAGCGAUCAUGAGCAUCUGGAACCAGCUCUACAUCAACAUCAAGAGUCUCAUCUCAUGGCAGUAUUGCCUGAAAGACAUCAAUUACAUCAAUUCCCUCACUUUGAGCAUGCUGUCUAACAUGCGUCCUGAGGAGUACCGCAGUAUCAUCAAGAGGCUGGAAACUCACUACCAAGAGUUUAUGCGUAACAGCCAAGGUUCUGAGCUGUUUGGGGAAGAGGAUAAGAAAACCAUCCAGGGUCACUACGACCAAGCUCAGAAUCACUAUGACACACUGAUUAUCCAACUGCCUGCUUACCGGCAUGAAGGGGUGAAGACUGAACCCAUAAAAAAGGAGCCUGUCAAGCCUGCGCCUAGCAAGACCAGUUCUACCCUCAGCCUUACACUGCUCAGUAGUCUGCGAGAACUUCGACACAGGCUGGAGGUCGCCGAGUCUGGUCUCACCAAUCAUCUCCACGUUCCCUUGGGUGACAACAGUGUGCAUGAGUGCUCAGUGCAUAUCCAGAAACUGCAGACAUUGCACCAAGAUUUGGACUCCAUUUAUGAUGAGUACCUGCAAAUAAGAGAAAAGAUAAUAAAACAGCUGGAAGAGAUGCCUCCAGGCUCUGAGGAAGCCAAGUUCCUCCAGUCUGAACUGGAAAUCAUCAACCAAAAACUGGGAGGAUUGCAGGGUCUCUACUCAGCCUACCAUCAAAGACUGUCAGCUCUUAAGGCCUUGCUCCAGAGCCUUCUCCAGGCUGAAGAUAUCAUUAAAGUCCACGAGGCCCGACUGACAGAGAAGGAGACCAGCUCUCUUGAUGUUCGAGAGGUGGAAAACUAUCGGAACACACUCAAGCAAAUGAAGAGUGACCUUGACCUAAAAAGAGACCUGCUGACAGCUUUGGAGUCUAACUUGGCUAAAGCGUUGCAUUGGAACAGUCAAAUCUUUGAGCCCUUCCACAAGUGCGACACUGACUUGGCCAAGUACUCAGAGCUGGUGAGCCAGAUGUCUGACCGCUGGCGCCGUAUCCAAACCCAGAUUGAUAGCAGAGUGUGGGACUUGGAGAAGCAGGAGAAACAGCUGAAACAUUAUCAGCAGAUCAGCACUUCGCUGCAACAGUGGAUAGACAAUGCCAGGAAGCGUCAGGACACCCUUCAGACGGCUAAGCUCAGUGACAUCCAGACUCUAAUGGAUCACCUCAACCAACAGAAGGCACUUCACACUGAAAUUAAAGGAAAGAAGGAGAAAGUUGAGGAUGUGCAGAAAAAUGCAGACACCUGUGCUGCCUCCAUAAAGGACUAUGAGCUGCAGCUGGCUUCCUACAGUUCAGGCCUGGAAACUCUGCUUAACAUUCCUUUAAAGAGAACAAUGCUUCAGUCCCCUGCUUCUGAGAUCAGACAAGAGGCGGCUAACCUCCAGUCUCAGUACAUAGAACUGCUUACCCGCUCUAGUGACUACUACAAGUUCUUAGGGGAGCUUCUGAAGAACAUGGAAGAGGUGAAGAUCAGGAACACCAAGAUUGAGAUGUUGGAGGAGGAAAUGAGGCUUCUGAAGGAGAACAUCCAGGAUCGUAACCAGAAAAUCAAGUCCCUGGAAGAUGCUUUGUCUCGCUACAAACUGGAGCUCUCUCAAUCAAAAGAGCAGCUAAUUUCUCUGGAGGAAGUGAAAAGAACCUCAGUAAUGCAAGUUAAUGCUACCAAGGAAAGCCUGGACUCCACACACAACCAGCUUCAAGAUCUUAAUGACCAGCUGACCCGCCUUAAAUACCAGCUGGAUGAGGAAAAGAGGAAAAGAAGGUUGGCAGAGGAACGUUACAGUAGCCAGCAAGAAGAGUAUGAGGGGGCUGUUCGCCGCAGACAGAAAGAACUGGAAGAACUCAACUGGACCAAGAUUGACUUGGAAAAGGCUGUAAAGGACAAGGAACGUGAACUGGAGAGGAUGAAGAUACUACUGGAGGAGGAAGCGACACGUCGACGAAACGCUGAGUCAGAUAUCUCAAAGGUAAGAACACAGUGCACCCAGGAGAUUAAUCAACUUAAACAGACUUAUGAAACAGAGAUCCACGUUACCAAGACCACAAUCCUGAAAGCCUCACAACAGAAAGAAGAAGACACGGCAGAACUGAGACUGCAAAUUGACAGACUCACUGCAGAAAAGAGAGAUCAAGAGGAGGAGCUGAGGAGACUGAGGCAGUCCAUUGUUCAAACAGAAGAUCGGAGAAGCAGAGCAGAGCAGGAGGCCAGCCAGCAGAGGGCCUCAGUGACACAAGAGACAAGGAUCCGCAGUGAGUUGGAGGUUCAGCUGAGAGCACUUGUGCAGCAGAAAGGAGAUGAUGAGCUCAAACUAAAGGAGGCUACCAGAAAGAAUCAGGAAAUGUCGAGGCAGAUCAGCAUGUUAACACUUAACCUGGAGGAGGAAGGGAAAAAGAGGGGAGCUCUGGAAUUGGAAAUCAGCCACCUGAAGCAGGUUGAGGCAGAGCUGAAGUCAAAGAACACUUCCUAUCUGGAGACAAUUAACAAGCUUAAAUUAUCCGAGCAGGAAAUCCGCAUCACCCGAGUAGAGCUGGAGAAACAGACCUGUGAGAAAACCAAGGCUGAGCAGAGUUCUGCCAGACUGCAGAGCCGCAUCCGCGAACUCCAGUCCUUACUGGAUGGGAUGGAAGCUGAGUUAGAGAAGCAAAAGAAAGCAACCCAGGAGGAGUUCACACGUAGAAAGAGAAUAGAGGCAGAGUUGGAGAGGAUGACUCAUACUUGCAGAGAGCACACCACUACAAUUAACACUCUGAAAUCUAUCCAGGUAGAGGUUUCCAGCACUGAAAGGAAGUAUGAGCAGGACCUCAGUGCCCUCCAAGAGGCUCUGGAGAAGAGCCUUAGGGAACAUAAAGUCACCAAGCAGGAACUGGCAGCUGUCACAGCAGAGCUGAGGACACUUAAACAGAAGAUCCAGCAGGAACAGGCUCGAAUUUUUGAGCUCAAUCAACGCAAUGAGAGCCUGUAUAGAACCAUUGAGGAGAAGAGCCGCCAACUUAAUGAAUACACCACAGAAAUUGAAAAACUGAAGACUCUGACACAAAACCUGACCAAGGAGAGACUGAGGUUGGAGGAGGAGCUGAGGGCACUCAGACAGGAGAAAGAUAAUCUGAAGCUUAGCAAAGACACAAUUAAUGAAGAAAGUGCCACUCAGAUCUCAGCCUUGCAUGUCCAGCUUCAGAAUAGUACCAAGAGGACAACGGAGCUCCAGGCUCUCAUCAAUGACCUGACCAAGGAAAGAGAAAAGCUUAAACUGGAAGUAGAAAAAAUCCAAAAGCAAUCCAUUGAGACAUCCAUGAUGGCGCAUGAGUCCCAAAGCCAGUACAGUGAGCUGCGGCUGGAGAGGGACACUUUGCUUUCUAAGCUUAAAUUGCUGGAGCAGGACAAGACCCGUUAUCAGCGCCUAGAGGAGGAGCUUACUCGCAUCAAGCUCACACUAGAGACUGAGCUCCGCCACAAACAACGGCUGCAGGAUGAAAAGGAUGCCAUCCACAAGGAUUUCAACUACAUGAAGAGCCAGUAUGAGCAGCGAGAAGGCCAGAUUAGACAGUGUGAAACAGACAGAGACAAGGUUGAUCGAGAGAGGCUGUCCCUAAAGAAUGAGAUUGAGAGGCUCAUGAGGGAGCUAAAGAGUGUAGAGGAGAGGUACAAGAGCCGUUUGUUGAUCUCCGAAAAGGAGGCAUCAGACUUGGCAAUCAAGAAAGAUGCCCUUGAGAGAGAGAUACAGAGGCUGCAGCGGAGACCCUGCUCUCUGAGCAAGCAGACCCAGACAGAUGAGAAGAUCCCAACAAUUGAUCCAUCCAAGCUGAUAUUUGAUGGGGUGCGCCGCAAAGUCACAGCCCACCAGCUUUGUGACUGUGGAAUAAUCAGUAAAGCUACUCUGGACCUGCUUCUUAAGGGGAAAAAAACGGUGGAUGAAGUAGCUGUGGACAUCCAGCUUAGUCUAAAGGGUACUGGCAUCAUUGCUGGCAUGAUGACAGGUUCUCAAGGGAAAAUGUCAUUCACUGAAGCAAAAAACAAGAAGCUCCUCAGCGGAGAGAGCGCCCUCAUGCUCCUCGAAGCUCAAGCAGCAACAGGGUACGUAGUGGACCCCACUUUUAAUGAGAAAAUGCCUGUGGAUACUGCCUGUUCAAGAGGGAUUGUAGACACAGAAGAUCGAGACAUCUUGGUGACAGCUGAAGCAGCUAGCAUAGGCUUCAAAGAUCCAUACACUGGCAAAGUGUUAUCUGUGGGUCAGGCUUGCAAACAGGGCCACUUAGACAAAGACACAGCUAUCCGCUUGCUCCAGGCUCAGGAGUCUGUUGGAGGCAUACUGGAUCCUGUUCUGAGUGUCUUCCUUCCAAAAGAUCUGGCCUUGGAUCGCAAUCUCAUUGAUGAGGAGCUCUACAGGGCUUUGAACAAAAAACCUACCUGUUACCUGGAUCCAUUGACAAAUGAGAAGAUAAGCUAUACUGACCUGAGGAAGAAGUGUACAGUGGAUCCAAUUGCUGGCUUUCUUCUGCUCCACGGUCCAGAAGGGACCGAGACAGUGAAGGGUCUCCGUAAAGAAGUCUCUAUUACAGAGCUCGUCAAGGCUGGACUGCUGAAUGAAAAUGAUGCAAAGAAGCUCAGAGAGGGCAAGCUCACCAAAAAGGAAAUUGAAGACAAGCUUAAGUCCUAUCUCUAUGGCUCUACCUGCAUUGCAGGGAUCUAUGAUGAGGCCAAUGAUCGAAUACUGCCUUUCUAUCAGGCAAUGAAGGAAGGUCUAAUCAUGAGAGGAACCACCCUGGAGCUUCUUGAGGCCCAAGCUGCUUCUGGCUUCAUUGUUGAUCCAGUCAACAAUGUCUUCUUGACAGUAGAAGAGGCCACAAAGAGAGGCCUGGUAGGAAAAGAGUUUAAGAAUAAGCUGUUGUCUGCAGAGAAGGCAGUAACUGGAUACACAGACCCAGCCACCGGAAAGACAGUCUCCCUCUUCCAGGCUAUUGAGAAAGAGCUUAUUGAGAAAGGUCAUGGAAUCCGUCUUCUUGAGGCCCAAAUUGCCAGCGGUGGGAUUAUUGACCCGAAAGAGAGCCACCGCAUUGAUGUUGCAGUUGCCUAUAGGAGGGGAUAUUUUGAUGAGGAGAUGAAUGAGAUCCUAACUUAUGAAGGAGAUGACACAAAAGGAUUCUUUGACCCAAAUACCAAGGAUAACCUGACAUAUAUUCAGCUGAAGGAGAGGUGCAUCACAGAUGGCAAAACAGGCCUCAUACUCCUGCCCCUCAAAGACAAGAGCAAGCCCCAAAAGUCACAGGAAAGCCGUACCAAUGUCCUUCGCAAGAGGCGAGUUGUGAUUGUUGAUCCUGACACUGGGCUGGAGAUGUCAGUAAGGGAGGCCUAUCACCGGGAGCUAAUUGACUAUGACACUUUCCUGGACUUGUCAGAGCAAGAGUGUGAGUGGGAGGAAAUAACCAUAAAGGGUUCUGAUGGCUCUGCACGUUUGGUGAUAGUGGAUAGGAAAACAGGAACCCAGUAUGACAUCAAGGACUGCCUGGAACGUGGUAUCAUUAACCAAAAGUCUUUGGAUCAGUAUCGUGCUGGAACGCUAACCCUGACCCAGUUUGCUGAUGAAAUUACCAACAGAACCAGCAGUACUGAGAUGACCAUUGCAGCCAGUAAUGUUGAAGACAUGGUCACUUGCAGCAGUCCCACCCAGGUCUCACCGUCUUCUCCUACUGUCCGUAAACGUUUCAGCAGUAUUUCUAUUACUGUUUCUCCUCCUGAGAUGUUUGACGAUCAUAGCCCUGUGGCAGCUAUAUUUGACACAGAGACCUUGGAGAAAAUAACUAUUCCUGAAGCACUCCGAAGGGGCAUAGUUGACACCCUUACGGCACAAAGGCUACUAGAGGCCCAGGCAUGCACAGGUGGUAUCAUCAACCCUGCCACUGGUGAGAGAUUGUCAUUGCAGGAUGCUGUCCAUCAGAGCCUCAUUGAUGACAGCAUGGCCAGUAAGCUGAAACCUGCCCAGAAAGCCUUUACUGGUUUUGAGGAUGUGAAGACUAAAAGAAAAAUGUCUGCAGCAGAGGCGGUGAAGGAGACAUGGCUGCCCUAUGAAGCUGGCCAUAGAUUUUUGGAGUUUCAGUACCUAACAGGAGGCCUGAUAGAGCCUGGCACUGGACGUCGCAUCACCAUUGAAGAGGCUAUCCGCAGGAGUUGGCUAGAUGGUCAGGGGGCUCAGAAGCUCCAGGAUACUCGGAACUACCAGAAGAAUCUGACCUGUCCCAAGACAAAAUUGAAGAUAUCCUACAAGGAAGCCAUGGACAGCUGCAUGGUGGAGGAAAGCAAUGGCAUGAAGAUGCUGCAGGCUUCUUCGAUAUCCUCCAAGGGGAUCAGCAGCCCUUACAAUGUCUCUAACCCCGGAUCUCGCUCUGGGUCCAGGGCAGGUUCCCUCGCUGGAUCCAGGAGUGGAUCUCGUAGAGGCAGUGUGGAUUACUCCUCUUCCUACAGCUACAGCUUCUCCUCAAGCAAUACCACCUAUAGCUCCAACAUUCACUCUUAAUACACAGCAUAGAAAAAUAAUGAAACUAGGGUAGUUAUUACCAGCAGUUGCUAAGCAGUUUGCUUUUCUAAAUGUGUGGGUUUUAUGUUUUUUGUUUUUUUUUUUUUUUUUGCUACCUAUGAGAUUUUGGGAGGUUUGUUUAAAUACUAAAUCAGAAUUUUAAUGAUUUGUUUUUGGUGAUUUUGUGCUUCAUUAUUCAACUUCAUGCAGAGUAUAUAUAAUACUCUUAUUCUAAUGCAUAAAAGUUAAACAUUUUUUGCAGCUCAUUUUAAUGUAAGGCUUUUUUAGAAUUUCACAGAUAUGCUCAUUGACCUCAGCAUGCAGUCAAAAUUAAUUUUGCUAUUUUUUUACUCUUAGUUUUUUGCAGCUUGACUUGUCUCCUAUUUUUUAGAAAAAAACAUAUAUUUGCAAGUGUUGAGGUUUUGCUGGAAAUAUUGAGUUGACAAAGUAAUGAUUAGUUAUGAAAAUCACUGCAGUGUUAUUUUCAAAUGAUUAAAAAUAAAGUUGUCACAACAGUUUUGAUUAA